Molecule: messenger RNA, 5587 nt
Organism: Exophiala xenobiotica
Lineage: Eukaryota; Fungi; Ascomycota; Eurotiomycetes; Chaetothyriales; Herpotrichiellaceae
Exons: 1
Coding region: 665-5095 (1476 amino acids)
Biological process (GO): regulation of DNA-templated transcription
Molecular function (GO): transcription coregulator activity
Source: RefSeq, a predicted model, not a curated record
AUCUUCUCCUCCUCCGUCUGCGCUACUUUCGUGCAUUUUCAUACUGACUUGUCGUAUUCAGCUGCUGGCCAUUCUUGCCGACACCUCUUCCUCUCUUCCUCCUCCUUCUCCUCAAGUUGUAUUUUCUCUUAUGGGCUCGUCAAGGACCAAAUUGACUCACAGCAUUGUUAUUGGAACCAGUCAAGGAUCAGAACCAUCGGUAACAUCGAACUCAGUGGCUUGUUGGCUGGAUCCUCAGCGACGCGCCCGUUUGGCUGCCCAACCACAAUCACGACCACGAUUCAGGCGCCAUAUAUUCACCAACACUAGUGCCAGCCUUGAUUCAUGCCUGACUGAUCUGCUGUCUGAUUCCAAAAUAUGUCCUCCUCGCCCAAGCCGCUGCUCUAGUCCCUCGCCGACUCAUUGUCAACCGAGUUGUGCUACCCAAAAGCCGCCUUGGAUUUACACCACUGUUAGGCUGGUCCAUAUAUCCUGUGUCACCUCCUUCGUUCAUUCCUGGAGACGCCUUUCCCCUCCUGUCCCUGCUUCCCAAAAUUUCCGCCCGUCGAUCUCCUCCUCGAUCGCAAACGCCGGCCGUCGAAGUCACCCACGAAAGACAGUAUAUACCUGGAUGCUGUGAAGAAAACACCUUUGCCUGGGCGACUCGUCGCUACCUUCUGCAAGCAUGAAUCCGCAACAAUUCCAAAACAUGGCCGGCAUGGGGAGAGGCUUGCCGAACAAUAUGCAACAGAUGGCCAUGCAGAUGGGAGGGCAGAUGGGAGGGCAGAUGGGAGGGCAAAUGGCACCACAGAGGGGCGGCCAAAUGGGAGGACAGAUGGGAGGACAGAUGGGCGGACAGAUGCGAGGUCAAAUACCUGGAGGAAUCCCCCAGCAGAUGGGCGGACAAAUGAGUCUCAGUCAUCCCUCAGUCCAACAACAUAUAUUCGACGUGCUCAAUUCACAAGGACCUUACACAGGUUGGCAGGCCAAUGUCCAUGUGAAAGAGCGUGCUGGUCAGAUCAAACUCCUUGUCGAUUCGCUCCGGCUGGUUAGACCUCCAGUUGAGCUGCACCGCGCGAUCGAGGUCGCCUUGCAAUUCGAGCGGAAGUGCUUCACUCAAAGUGCCAGCAGGGAGGAUUAUGUGAGAGAGUGUAGUGACAAACUCGGGAGAAUUCGUGACCAGCGGGCUCAGCAGAUGAAUCAAGGCGGCGCCGGUUUCAUGCAAGGCAUGCAGAUGCCUAUGCAGCAGAACAUGCAAAUGCCCAACCAGAAUUUUGCUCAGAUGAUGCAAAUGCAAAACAUGAAUCCCAACAUGGGCAAUAUGCCUCAGAUGAUGCAACAACAAAUGCAAAGCUCGCCCAUGAUGAACCAACCUCAGCCCACAGGCAAACCACAUUCUGUCAAUCAACCUCCGCCUGGGAUGCCAGUCAACAUGCAAGCAAACAAUCAGCAGAAGCAGAACCAAGUGUCAGAACUGACUCCAGACGAUAACAAAGCGAUCAACUUGAGGGCAGCCGAAUUGGCAAAGAGCACCCCUAAAGAGGAAAUGAGAAAUAUUGUUGAAAAGAUGAAUCCCCAACUGAGGCAGAGUCUGUCUCAAAAAUCUGUUGAUCCCAUCAUAUAUUACUUUCGCAUGCUCGCCACAAAGGAGUUUCGCCGAGCCAAGCAGUUGGAGACUGGCAUGGGCGGUGCUCAGAUGAACAAUAACGCCAACAUGAUGAACCAGCAACAGAAUCAGCCCAAGCAAAUGAAUCAGUCCAUGAACGGUGCUUCAAAUGGGAUGGGUGACAUGGGCAGGUACCAAGGUCUGCAAGCAGAGGGUCUAAGAUCCCAAGGUGAAGGCGAAUUGGUGGUGCCUGCCAGUAAUUCUCAAGGCAUCCUGCCUGAGCAGAUGCGCAUCCAGCAGCAGAUGUUGGCCAAUCAGCAGCGCAUGGGUCAACAAGGUCAGGGCAAUAUGAACCCGGCAUUCAUGGCCCAGCAACAACGUCUACAGGCUGCACAGGCGACAAAGAUGCAGCAAGCACAAUUGCAAGCCCAGAAUCAAGCUCAAGCUCAAGCUCGUGCUCAGGCUCAGGUCGCCCAGGCACAGAUGGCAAAUCAACGUCAAGGGAUGCCUCAGUCUAAUACUCCCUUAUCUGCCAUCAACCGCCCUGUUGGUCCAAACGUCUCGGGCGCCAGCCCUGCGCAGCAAAUCUCCCGGCCUGCAUCAGGCACGCCUAUGAUGAACCAGCAGCAGAUGCAGAUGAGUAACGGCAUGCAGCAACCAGGACAGCAGCAACAACAGCCAAUGAAUCUGGAACAACACAAACGAGAGCAAGCUCUGGCAAAUUUCCCUGCACCUCUUCAGGCAAUUCUCCGGUCCAAACCACAGAGUGAAUGGCGCAACGUUCUGCAACAGUUCCAGAACAGUGGCAAUAUGAGGAGGAGUCUAUCGCAGCAACCUCAAGGCGUGCAGCCUCAGCAGCCACAACAACAGCAACCCCACCAAGUUCCGCAGUUGCAAAAUGGUGCUUUCCUUGGUGGUGCAAACAUUGGAGCUAUGCCGAUGAUGCAGUCUCUGUCGCAAGGAGCUGUGUCCCAGCAGGGGGACAUGAACAUUAUGCAGGCACAAAUGCAGCAAAAUCAAGAAAUGAUGAGACAGCGUCAGAUGGCCAUGCAACAACAAAAGCAGCAACAACAACAGCAGCAGCAACAACAACAACAACAGCAGCAGCAGCCGCCGCCGCCACAACAACAGCCACAGAAUCAAGGCCAGCAGCAAGUCCCUCGGCAGCAAUUGAACUCUCAACAGAUGAAGAUCAUGGAUCAGCAGGCUGUGCCUUCAUCGGUCUUCAAUACCAUUAGGCAGAACGCGCCACUGCCUGAAGUGAAGACCUGGUAUCAACUAAAACAAUGGCUGAUACAAAAUCCAGUACCGAACUGGCCAGUCUCCCACAUUUUGGAUAUUCAGGCCACGCACUUUCUUUACAUAAUGAAAGGUCGAAGCCAGCAACAGCAGAACAAUGCUGUGCCCCAGGGACAGCCGUCUCAACAAAUGCCGCAACCUCAAAUGCAAGGCGCACCUGCCCAACCACCCGUGCCUCCCAAUUCGAUGCGAGUGCCAAAUCAGAUCGACGUCCAGAAGGUGCGAACUGCAAACCCAAAGUUAGCUAACGCGACCGACGACCAAAUCCGUACAAUGAUCCUUCAGCGACAACGACAACAAAUGCAGAAGGCAAUGCAACAACAACAACAACAACAGGCAGCUGCCCAAGGUAUGGGGCAGCCGAUGCAGUUCUCAUCAUCACAACAAGGACAGCAAUUUGCAAUGCAAGCACCCCAAAGCCAGCAAGCGCAGCAGCAACCUCAUCCAGCAUCGGCUCAAGCAGGCGCACAACCUCGUCCAUCGCCAACGCAGCCCGACAACAAACCUGUCAAGCGGCCUAGUGAUGAUGAUGUUAUUGAAAUGCCUAACCCCAACCUCAACAAGCAACCUCAGCCUCAGAUGGAAGGAAAGUUGCCGCAGUUGACGAAAGAGCAAUUCAAUGCACUGGACCCAGCAAAGAAACAGCAGUAUCUGAACAUGCAAAGAGAGCAGCAACUGCGUAGGAGGUUACACGAGCUCAUGAAAGAAGUUCAAUCGAGCAUGCCCAAACUGCGACCAAUUCCAAACAUGGACCCGGCAAGUAAAGAGCGUCUCACAAGCAUGUUGACUUCCGAAAAUGUCAAAAACAUGGUGGGCAGGUUCGAUGCAUUCCUCAUUGCCUGCUACCGCAUGGAUCAGAACGAAGCAAAUCUGAAGCAGCUCACAAUGCAGAAGAUACAACUACUGUCACAAUAUAAACCGGAGGCUUUGCAGAGGAAAGCUUUCGAGGUGGUAGACAAUUUCAGCAUUAGCCCUGAGACCGCCGAGACCAUCAUCGGCAAUAUUAUGGCCAAGUUCCAUCAAACCGUGGCCACGAUUCCCCAGAACAAAACACGACAACAGCCUGCACAACUCACGCCUGAGAAUUUGAAUUUGUUGCAAGCUCAGGAAGCGGAACGGAAGAAGUCAUUGAAAUCAAAUCAAGUCCCGCCUGCUCCGACAUCGACACAACCUCCGUUCCAACUCGGUGACAAGGGACAAGGAGCUCCGACUUGGUAUGGUAAUCAGGGCCUCAAGCAAGAAGAUUUGAAGCUUCCUGCCAAUAAUAAGAGACAGAAGAAAAAUCAGCAACAAGCUACUCCAGCUGCUGGUACACCCCCUGUUGUUACUUCGCCUCAGCAGUUGAAAGCGCCAAAACCGACAGAGUCUUUCAAGUGUCCUGUCCAAGGUUGUGAACAUCAGCUCAAAGGGUUUGCCACACAGGUUGAGCUUGACCAACAUCACAAUGUAGCUCACAAGUUAGAUAUGGAACCCGUCACCGAUCCUCUCGCCUUCUUGAAGGACUCGCUGCGAUCCGCACUGAACUUGGACGAAAAUCUGAAGCAAAUCAAGAAGCCAAAGGCAGAGACCAAAUCGAAAAUCAAAGACGAGAGUGCUGCAGCUACGCCUAUGACCAAGAUCCCCAGUCAGGCUGGGACGAAGACUGGUGACACCAAGAUCGAAGACGAUGAUCCCUGGCAGCACACCAACAUUACGCUUGACCAGCUACGUGUUGCAUUUGGUGGGGAUGAAUGGGAUGAGCUGUUCCCUACGCAGGAGAAGCAUUUGGAACAGCAGUCCAGGUUCUAUGAAUCGUACCGCAACAGCAGUGAGAGAUGGCGCAAAAUCACCGAAGGUGCGCACGGUGCUUUGACGGAUACUUCGACUGAAAAGUCCAAGAGCCCCGAAUUCGCAAGCGAUAAGGAAUUGCCUGCUGCAAAGGGCCAGAAUGCAGAAUUGGAGAAGAAGGAAGAUGACGCGUGGGUCGUCAACCUGCAGGGUAUCGAGGGCCUUGACCUCAGUGGUCUGGACGAACUGUCUCCUUUCGAAAAUAUCGGCGAUAAUGACGUUACGAUGGGCGAGAGUGGGUCUCCGUUCGAGACGAUUGAGAAACCUGCGUUGUCGACGGAGGAGAUGUUCCUGCGGCAACAUGGACUGGAUAUGGCGCAUCCCGAGGAUUGGACGGUGCCGCAGAGGGAGUUGGCGGAUUUUGUGAUGCAAAAGAAACUGUGAGAUUUGGCAAGGGCUGGCUAGGAGGGGUUGGCAAAGAUCAGCUCGCUCUUGACCUACGACUACAUGCAUUCAAUAAGUAUUUUUAUUUCAGGUGCGACAGCUAAGGCUGACCUGUUAUUUUGAGCACGGUGUCGGUUGGUAUAGGUGAUAUCAGGUAUUUUGGAGGCUCAUGGGAUGCAAUUUACGACUCAAUGACUUUCUUUUUGUUCUUUUGGCGAAGGCUCAACCUUGACCUUCGCCCGGUACCUAUGGCGAGCCCUGUUGGCCGUGGCUUAGUCUGUGGUUUUGUAUCACUACGACAAAUGAUAUCCCUGCAGAUUUCUCCGGUCGGGCACUUUACGAUGGAUCGGCCACUUUGAGCAAUGCUACUGGUGAGGCUCUGGAGUUGAAUAUGAUAUGACCACAAAGGCACGAUAGGUCAAAUAUAAAUGGAAAUGCUCCGUACCACAUUCAUUAAGUAAGGUAUCGAGUACUCGAUAAUUGUUCCAACUU